GGUGUCCUGCAGCUUGUAGUAGCUCAGGUAUUCAGCUCGACCGUUUGGUGCACAUCACAUGAUCCCACAGAACGUCCAAGUUGGCAAGAGUUGAGGUCACCUGGCGUCGGCCCUGCUAAGAGCCCAGGAACAGACUGACCUCCCGUCAUUUCAAUACUCCACGUCUCUAAGCAAGGCUUCAUGGAUCAGAACUGGUCAAGAAGAGUGUUAGUCACGGACCGAUCCCAUGAGAAAGAACGGAGGAAUGGGUCCGGCCCGGGAGAGGUGCAGAUGUGCCAGUCCAUCCUGCUCUGCCAUGCUAACCACCAGGGAGAGCUGGGUGCCGGACAGCUGCUGAAGUGGAUGGACACUAUCGCCUGUCUGGCAGCUGAAAGACAUGCAGGAAUGGCGUGUGUAACCGCUUCCAUGGAUGAUAUUCAGUUUGAAGAGACCGUAAGGGUUGGGCAAGUUAUCAAUAUAAAAGCCAGAGUUAACAGGGCUUUCAACACGAGUAUGGAGGUGGGCAUCUAUGUAACAGUACAGGAGGUGCUCAGCGGGGUGACGAAGAGGGUUUGUGUGGCCUUCUCCACAUUCGUCGCCAAACCGACAGGAACACACAAGGUGUCUCUGAGACCCUUGGACGUUCAGGGCUCCGUAGAGGGAAUGCUGGAACAUUCACUGGCCUCAGAGAGGCGACGGCUCCGUCUCUACAACGAAGAGUCCUUCAAAAACCUCAUCAAGGACUAUCACAAUCUUCAAGACAAGGGACUGUAUAGCAGGAAACCCAUCGCGCCCUUGGUGUCGACCGAGCACACACGGGUCGAGAGCAUCGAGCUGGUCCUGCCGCCACACGCUAAUCACCAUGGAAACACGUUUGGAGGACAGAUCAUGGCCUGGAUGGAGAAUGUGGCUACAGUGGCAGCGAGUCGUUUGUGUGGCUACUACCCCUCUCUUGGAGCUGUGGACAUGUUCCGCUUCCGAGGUCCGUCCAGUGUCGGUGACAGACUGGUGUUCAAAGCCAUGGUCAAUAAUGCCUUUCAGACCAGUGUGGAGGUGGGUGUUCGGGUGGAGGCGUAUAACUGUAAGGAGUGGAAUGAGGGGACACCAAGACACAUCAACAGCGCCUCAGUGAUUUAUUACAUCCCAGGACGUGAUGGUGAGCAACAGACCUUUCCUGAUGUCACCUACACAACUCUUGAUGGAGAAAGACGAUUUCUUGGUGCUAUUGUCAGGAAGAGAAUUCGCAUGGCCAGAAAACACAUUCUGUACUCAAGAGAUGAGGGACCAAUUUCUGUGCCUUGGGACAGAAGUAAUCAGGUGUAUUUGGGGUAUAACAACGUGGCGGCUCUCACAGUCUUAGCUGGAAAACGGGGAUGGGAGGCCAGUAACAUCAACGAUAAGGUCGGGGUUUACGUGCAUGACGAAGAAGAUAUGUUGUGUUUAAGAGUUGAGAUGGAAGUCAAAACAUCGGCUUUUCACGUGUUCUCGCUGCUCGCCGACCUGAGGUUACGGCCACAGUGGGACAAGAACUAUCUGAGCUGUGAAGAGGUGGAGAAAGCAGAUGAGGAGGAAACCAUUUAUCACAUAAAAUGCGCCACAGUUAACGGAGGCAAAAGUCGGGAUUUCGUGUUCCUGUUGUCUAAAAGGCAACCCUGCAAAAAUGGAGACCCAUAUGUCAUAGCGCUCCGGUCCGUCACCGUGGCAACAGUUCCACCUGAGGAGAACUCCAUUCGGAGCGAAGCUAAAUGUGCAGGAUUCCUCAUUCACGAAAUGGGCUUUUUAACCUGCAAGGUGUCGUACUACAACCAGGUGACCUCUGGAGUGCUGCCCUAUGUGGAGGGAAACCUAGCGGGCUGGUCCAAAUCUAUGGAAGAGACGGCAAUGUCCUGCAUUUCCUUUCUGGAGAGAGAUGUGCUUAACACAGAGUUCUGAUGCACAACAUUUUGCUUCUAGGAGAAUCUUUUUAUUU
Molecule: messenger RNA, 1948 nt
Organism: Rhinichthys klamathensis goyatoka
Lineage: Eukaryota; Metazoa; Chordata; Actinopteri; Cypriniformes; Leuciscidae
Product: acetyl-coenzyme A thioesterase
Exons: 15
Coding region: 181-1911 (576 amino acids)
Cellular component (GO): extracellular exosome
Molecular function (GO): lipid binding; acetyl-CoA hydrolase activity
Source: RefSeq, a predicted model, not a curated record